AUGGCAGAAAUCACCUUUACCGCUCCUGUGCCUUUACCUGCAAACAUGGCAUUCGUUGGCGGAGCGACUGUCUCAGCGUCAAUCUCUCUUCCCCUCACGACAACACUUGUCACUUGGACCGCAUUGAGUGCAUAUGGCCCAAGCACACGGCCAGGAACCGCCACUUUUGCUGCCAUCUUGUCAAUAGCAGCCCCUCUGGAGUCAAGAGUCAUUACUGGUAAUGGUGACUUCACGGUUUAUCCCAACCCUGGCGGCCCAACCACAGCCAGCGCGAAGUUUACUGGCAAUUCUCCGGACUCGUCCUUCCCAGGGCCGACUACAUCUAUAUCGCUGCAAUCAUCGGCAUCGCCAGCCCCCUCUUCAGGCUCUCUGUUAUUGUCGACCUCCCCAGCUUCGGUAGCAACAUCUCUGGGCUCUCCAUCCUCUUCCACCAGUCCCGUGUCUGUUGCUCAGCCUACACAAACCAAGACGCCCAUCGUCAUCAAGGGCUAUAGUACUGCUGAUCUGGUAGGAGCAGCAGUGGGAUGCGGGAUCGGAGGUGCCCUACUUGUCGGCGUGGCCGCAUUUCUCAUGUAUCGGAGGCGCAACAGGAGAAACCUUGUGACCGCUCGCGGGUCUGAAAAAGAGCGCUCUGAUCCAGUCGGCAGCAAUGAAGAUGUGGUCGUGGUAGAGACGCGAGCAUGGGGAAAGCACCUUCCACAGUCCGAAUCUGACCAAGCUGUCCGCAGUAUGGCCAGUCGCACUCUAGAUCAAAUUGAGAUGCACGUCGAGAACUUCUACCAGGACGCAACUAAUGUGUCUAUCAGCCGAGCAGCAGAGUCGGAGAUGCGAAAUUUGGACUCUAGCCAUUUGCCUGACUCUCUCUUGAAUCUCAUCAGGACAUCUCGCAGACCUACCUGUUUGAUCAAACAUUGCGUUGCCAAUCUGAUCCUGUCGCGGAUUGACUUCGAAAACGGUUCAGGGGACUCAUUUUUACCCGGCAGUAUGAUAGCUUUGGAAUCUUCGUCGACUGCACCGGAAAAGCCAGGUGAGAGAAAUCAUGUCUUUGGACGAGUCGGUGCGGCUGACCAGAAAUUAACAGGAUUUGCACAAGCUUUUGCCCAUUGGCGAGUCAUGUCCGCCUACCUCAGGCGAGAGCCGGAGCGCGACGAGGCUUAUCGAGAAGAGCGUGAUCGAAGAAUCACUACUGCUGCGACGAAGUUGUGCAUCGCUUUCGAGCCCUGGGCGCGCUCGGCGGAUAAUGCUCGUUUCCAAAGCAUUGUUGGCAUAAUGCAACGAGCCAGUGACUUGGGGAUCAUGUUGUUUUCACAGCCUGCUUCAUUCCAGUGGCAAUGGGAGACUGGAAACAGGGGUGGAGCAACUCAGAAUGGACCAGGACAGGUUGCCGUACUGCCAGGGCUCUACAAAAUGACGGACGAGGAAGUACACCGACUUGCGUCUCCGAUACACCUGAUUGAGCCUCGAUUAGGCUGGCAUGAUAAGUUUUAG
Molecule: messenger RNA, 1488 nt
Organism: Cladophialophora bantiana CBS 173.52
Lineage: Eukaryota; Fungi; Ascomycota; Eurotiomycetes; Chaetothyriales; Herpotrichiellaceae
Exons: 1
Coding region: 1-1488 (495 amino acids)
Source: RefSeq, a predicted model, not a curated record